CUCCAGGCAAGGCCCAAAAUGCGAAGCUGAGUUCGCGAGGCGAAGCUUGUGAUCUGGGAUCGCCGAAUACCUUUGCAGCAGUCGGAGAUACCAUCACACUUGGCAUUUGCUUCACCAGCAUGACCCUCAAGCCCUCUUUAGAUUUCUAUUAGAAGCGCUUGUAAUACGUGUAAGGAACCCACGAUAGCAUUCCGUUUGUGGGUUUUCAGGUGGAGGAGGAACAGAGCACGGCAACACUGGAUUUGGGUUCUUGGUUGAAGCGGGCGAUAUGAUUUUGCUGGAAGGGCCCUCGCGGGUCCUGCUUCAAAUCCUUCAAAAUCGUCUUCGCAAUAUGGAGAAGCCAGCAGAGGUGGACUUUCAUCUCACGGAGUUCGAUGACAUUCGAUUUCAUGUUCAGGCUUCGGCAAAGGAUCCUCAACACAUACUCCUCUCGGUAGCACUACCUCCUCCUCCACCGGAAACUGUUUUCUAUGGAGGCCUUCCUUUUGGUGCAGUGGAGGCCGUGAAGACAGCAUACGGUGCUUUUGUACAAGUGAUUGAACCUCCAGAGUCGGGAUUUCAUCUCACAAUUCAAAUAGACUUAUCAAAAUUGGCAUUAGCUGAAGCGGAAAGAGCAUCGCAGUUGACGAAGAUAGCUUCUUUGCGUACUGUUGUGCUCGGGGCACCACUUCGCAACAUCCUCAAGCAUUUAGGCAAUAGGUCGGUAGCUCCAGAUGCGGAUAAUCUAGUUGCUUUAAUGCAUCGACCAAAGCAGUCUUACUUUUUGAUUCCACAACCUGAGAAGGUGACAGUUGUAUUUCCUAUGCGGUAUAAGGACGGUAAUGACGUGGUACUUGCGACAUCAUUCUUGCAGGAGUUUAUGGAGGCCAGACGGUCUGCCGGGUUGAGCACAGCACCUCCUUGCUUAUGGGCUCCCUCUCCACCCCUUGAGCUAAAAGGAGCUCCAGAACAUGCUUUGGAUGCUAAUUCUGGAUUCGUAUCUUUUGUGAUCUUUCCACGGCAUGUUGAGGGUGAGAAGUUGGACCGAAUAGUAUGGAAUCUGUCAACCUUCUAUGCCUACGUCAGUUACCACAUCAAGUGCUCGAAAGCGUUUAUGCACACUCGAAUGAGAAGACGGGUAAACACACUUAUACAGGCACUGGAAAAGGCCAAGUUGGAAGUUGAGAAGGAGAAGAAAACUGCUCAAGGUCGAAGUUUCAAGCGGCCAGUAUAAUCGAGCUUAUUCUGUAUUAUUAGGUUAUGUUGACAACUCGCUGGACGUUUCUUGAUACACGUGAAGUUCAGGACCUAGUGGGAUUCCUUGCUGUUUGCUUUCAACAGCCAAGUUGUUUGGAAUGCCACAAUGCCAUGAACCAAGUUUUGAUAACUCUUUGUUGCUAGACUAAGUUUUACAUACGAAUUCUAUGGUCACAAGCAAUUCCAGAUCUAGUAAACUGUACAACAGAUUACCGUUUAUAAUAACAAACGAUCCUGUGAUAGAUUCAGGUCUAGUAUUGAAUAAGGAUCUGCUUCGUUUACAGUAAUCAUUAAAUUGAACUUCAA
This is a messenger RNA of Physcomitrium patens, 1542 nucleotides long. RefSeq names its product actin-related protein 2/3 complex subunit 2A. Gene Ontology annotation, molecular function: actin filament binding; structural constituent of cytoskeleton. NCBI's taxonomy places the organism in Eukaryota, Viridiplantae, Streptophyta, Bryopsida, Funariales, Funariaceae. The record is from RefSeq and is a predicted model, not a curated record. Gene Ontology annotation, cellular component: actin cytoskeleton; Arp2/3 protein complex. Gene Ontology annotation, biological process: Arp2/3 complex-mediated actin nucleation; actin filament polymerization.